AUGUGCCUUCUUGUCAUUUAAAGUCACGACCUCGUCCGCUGUGGUUUAUUAUAAAUAUUGCGUUUCAUCUUACUAAGAUACAAAAUGAAUUUAAGGUGUAAAAAACUUGAAUAUGUUUUAACACUUCUUGUUUUAGUUUCUCGGAAUACUGGUGAGGAUAUCACAAAGAAUGAAGCACUUAACGCGGAGUUUAUUGAUCCUCUAAUAGAAGAACAAAGUACUAAGCUAUGGAACGCAACAACUGGUGAAUUUAAUACGUUACUGGAUAAAUACAGCGAUAACUGCAAACCUCUGCAAUAUCACACACCAGACUUCAGAGCAGAAGGACGUCGAAUUAGUGAAGUUAAAUGCAUGGAACAUAUCUGGAGAAUACGAUACGAUAUCGAAGAACGGCUGAGAGAGUUCGCGUCAUGUCCUAAUCGGUUCAUCAUCGAGCCCAUUGUCAUUGGAGGUAAAAAUGCUGAAGUUGGAGAGAUUCCUCAUAUGGCAGCUAUCGGUUGGCGAGGUACUGGCUCUACGACAUGGAUAUUCAAAUGUGGUGGAGUCCUAAUCAGUGAAAAGUUUGUGCUCACCGCUGCCCAUUGCUCGAAAGUGUCUUCGCGUGAUACUACUGUUGCUGACGUUUCACCUAAAGUGGUUCGAUUUGCUGUUAAUAUUUUAGGCUGGGAUAGAAAUGGCUUUCCGCCAAAAGAUGUACGGAUUUCUAGAAUUAUCGUUCAUGAUAAAUAUCAUGCUCCUAAAACAUACUACGAUAUAGCUCUGAUAGAAUUGAAUAAAGAUGUCAUAUUCACUCGCAGUUUCCAUCCUGCUUGUUUGUGGACCAAAGACAGUGAAAUAUCGGGUAAAGCGAUUGUCGCCGGUUGGGGAGUAGUUGAUACGGCAAGUCGUCGAACAUCGUCCAUAUUACAAGUAGCCGCAGUGGAUAUGGUGCCAUCAGAUGAAUGUAAUGAUACAUUGAAAAGCAGACGCAACAGGAAUUGGAGGGAAGGCCUCGCUUCUCACCAGAUAUGUGCUGGCCACACCCCAGGUGGAAUUGAUGCUUGUCAGGGAGAUUCCGGAGGUCCAUUACACAUUAAAUUUCAAAUGCCGAUACAUGUACAUUUUGAAUGGCGUAUGCAUUAUGUAGUGGGCGUGACGUCAUUUGGCUAUGGAUGCGCGCUGGCCAAUACACCCAGCGUUUUCUCAAAAGUAUCCCAUUUCAUUGACUGGAUUGAAAAUAUCGUUUGGGAAAAAGAUGUUAAUGCAACAUUGAACACGAAUAUCAAAAGGCAUUAGAUUAGACAAAUUAAAACUAAAGUAUAGUGUUGUAUUUUAUUACAAACUUUUAUUAUAGUUUUACUCAAAGUAUUAAGCGAUAAUCUGAUUAAAUGACUUACGUGUUUGAAAAUAGUUUACAAAUUAAAUAUACAAUUAAAACUC
This is a messenger RNA of Papilio polytes (common Mormon), 1419 nucleotides long. Its product is annotated as serine protease snake-like. Lineage: Eukaryota; Metazoa; Arthropoda; Insecta; Lepidoptera; Papilionidae. Gene Ontology annotation, molecular function: serine-type endopeptidase activity. Gene Ontology annotation, biological process: proteolysis. The record is from RefSeq and is a predicted model, not a curated record. Bases 85 to 1275 code for a protein of 396 amino acids. The transcript is spliced from 9 exons.